AUGGUGGGUCGCUGGAACAUGGUGGGUCGCUGGAACAUGGUGGAUUCGCUGGAACAUGGUGGGUCGCUGGAACACGGGGAACAUGGUGGGUCGCUGGAACAUGGUGGGUCGCUGGAACACGGUGGAUCUCUGGAACAUGAGGACGAUGGCGACGAUGACGAGGACAACGACGAUGAUGAAGAGGACGAUGGCGACGAUGACGAGGACAACGACGGUGAUGAAGAGGACGAUGGCGACGAUGACGAGGACAACGACGGUGAUGAAGAGGACGAUGGCGACGAUGACGAGGACAACGACGGUGAUGAAGAGGACGAUGGCGACGAUGACGAGGAAGAUGGCGUUGAUGAAGAGGACGACGAUGACAACGAUGAUGAUGAAGACGAUGAAGGGGACGACGACGAUGAUGAAGAGGACGACGAGGACAAGCGCGACGAUGAAGAGGACGAGGACAACUGGAUGAUAGUCAUGAUUGAUUCAGAGUGA
Messenger RNA from Homarus americanus (American lobster), 483 nucleotides. RefSeq names its product prostatic spermine-binding protein-like. The transcript has 3 exons. NCBI's taxonomy places the organism in Eukaryota, Metazoa, Arthropoda, Malacostraca, Decapoda, Nephropidae. Bases 1 to 483 code for a protein of 160 amino acids. The record is from RefSeq and is a predicted model, not a curated record.